This is a messenger RNA of Silurus meridionalis, 4356 nucleotides long. RefSeq names its product protein phosphatase 2, regulatory subunit B'', alpha (gene ppp2r3a). Gene Ontology annotation, molecular function: calcium ion binding; protein phosphatase regulator activity. Gene Ontology annotation, cellular component: protein phosphatase type 2A complex. Gene Ontology annotation, biological process: protein dephosphorylation. The transcript is spliced from 15 exons. Bases 626 to 4117 code for a protein of 1163 amino acids. The record is from RefSeq and is a predicted model, not a curated record. NCBI's taxonomy places the organism in Eukaryota, Metazoa, Chordata, Actinopteri, Siluriformes, Siluridae.
GUGGGGCAGUACAGUUCUGUCUCGGUGUUUCUGCCCCUCGGUGGUGUAAGUGGUGUGUGUGUGUGUGUGUGUGUAUGUGUGUGUGUGUGUGUGUGUGGAUUGUGCGCGGAAACUGGGAGAGAAAUUGCAGCUGGAGCGCGAGCGGCCGAGUCCCAGAGUAAAGAUGAAGCUCAAGCUGUAAGACACCUGAGCAGGCGUUCCUCACUGAGAGAGAAACCGGAAAGAAAGCACAAGGAAGAGAGAGAGAGAGAGAGAGAGAGAGAGAGAGAGAGACCUAGAGGAAGGAAAGGCCAUCUGUUAAACACAUCAAGACAGAAGUCUCAGUAAGACCUCUGUGUUUUCUGUUGAGGAGAAAUGAUCUGGAGUGCAGUUUGGAGGCCUGUCAUUAGGCCACAGGGCGUCACGCUGAGGUACCGAUAGCCUCGCCGCUAACGCUACAAUUACUGCCUUAAAAAUGGGACACAGCUAAUGGAAAUCAUUUGAUCUUCUGGCCUGAACUUUGGUGGAAUCAGCAGUAUUUGAUGUUCCCACUGUAUUACUGUAAGUCUCAGCAAAAGUAGUGUUUGUUAGCCGCUGUUUCGGGCCCGAUAACUUUAUCUGGUUAAUUUAUUGACUAGUUUACAAGAUGGCGGCAACGUAUCGGAUUGUGGUCAGCAGUAUAAACUACUAUAACAGUGUCGUUGUUGACCGACGUGUUCAGCAGACCGUGCAUUACUGUAACGGACCAUGCGGAGCUAUAAAACAUGGACUUAGCUGCACUGUGGCGCAUCGUAGCACCUGCGCAGAAAUCCUGGACUCCUCUCAGAUGUAUGGCGAUCGCUCGAUGGGCUACCACGAGUCUGCGUCUAAAAUGCUCGAGAACGGUGGAUGUGGCCAUGUCGGAUUUGGUGAGGAUUUCCAUUAUCAGGUCAUUCCACGAGUGAAGAAAGGAUCCACAAUCCAGAGCUCAACAAGCCUGAAGGAUAUCACUGGUGAGGCGAUCAACUUGGCCAGCGGGAAGAUGAAGGAGUUCUCCUUUGAGAAGGUGAAAUACUCCUCUAGUCACGUGACCUUUAGAAAAGGCAGAAAAGUAAGGCCAGACUCAUUUAGCCGAAGGUCUGCUGACCUCGAUGUCAUCUACGGGCACUUUGGAAACGACGAAAACUGUCCACCUCAGAAAUCAACACUGGAUGAGCAGAAGUUGAACCGGAGUAUCUCACUAGAGCAAAACCUCAACAAUGCGGCCUCAUUUUAUCUCAACAACCUCACAGAGGAGAACCUCAUUGCCCGGAUUCUGGAGAAGACCAAAACAGACAGCAAUGCUUCUGGUGAAGAUAUCAAAGCUUGUCUGGACAUCCUGCUGAAGUGCUCAGAGGAUCUAAAGAAGUGCACAGACAUUAUAAAGCAGUGUAUAAAGAGGAAGUCCAUGAUUGGAGAUGGUGAUGAUUCUGGGAAUUCUGAUGCUAUUUACAAAACCAUGAUGGCACGACUUUCUAGCUACCUAAAGAAAUUGCCUUUUGAGCUUGAUCUUGGGCAUACAGGAAGAUCAGAGCAUACCGAUCUAUCUGAACUGGUCAACACUCUUCAUGGACUUCAGCAAAGACCUUUCUCACCUUUUGGGAAUGAACAACCUCCUCGAUAUGAGGAUGUGGUCCAGUCCCCUCCAUUAACAAAAGUCCAGACUAAACCAUCAUCUUGCUCGACUCUGGAGGCUCUCGAUGGCACCAGAGAUCUCCCAGGAAGUUUAACAUCUCCUCCAAGCCUUGUUAUGUCACUUCCUGCUAAUGGACUGCAGUACUCCAACCUUCCAUCUUCUACCAGCAGUACCACACUAUCCACCCUUCAUUAUCCCAUAUCCACUGGCCGCCAUGAUGCCUCCUCCUCCUCGUCCAACAAAAACCCCUCGAUGGAGACCUUGUACAUUGAGGAGGAUGCUGAUUCAGGUCGAGCCCUAGAUAGGAAGCAGGGUUCUAGUGUUUCAGAGUCCAGGCAGCUUUCAAGGAAACAUGACAUGAUGUCAACUCCCAUUGCUGUGAUUACUGACCAACUUCCUGAUCUCAGUAGAAAUGGAACUGUAUAUACACCCAAAACUGAACCAGGAACCAGCCAGACCUACAUGCCAUCAAACAGCACAGACUCAAGGACACUAUCUAAGUCGGCUCCACGUCUAACCAGGGAAGGUGCAGAUGAGAUUGAUAAACUAUUAAUGGACUUGGAGUGUCUCUCUCAGAACAUACAGAAGGAACCUCCACUACCACCAAAGCAGAGACAUAUAAACGCAUACCAAAGAAAUCUCCACAGUGGACCCCCAAUGACUAACGGUCCUCCUUGUCUGAAUCCAAAUCCUUCUUCCAUCUCGUUCUCCAAAUCUUCGAAUCGAAACGCAGAAGAAGCUGGUGAGGAAGACGAUGGUGCUCUCCUGCUACGGAUUCUGGAGAGCAUUGAGAGCUUUGCUCAGGAGCUGGUGGAUUCCGGAGCCAAAACGGGAACUCAGUCAAAAGAGUGUGAGGUAAUGCGUCUCCUUCAAGACACGUUGACAAAGACUGACAUGAGUUCAGAAACUGUUCCUGCACCUGAAACGACACCAGGGCCUUCACCUUCAGCUACACCCUUUACUUUAGCUGCACCUGGACCUGUAAAUGUACCUUCAGUGACUCCUACUAAAGUUCUGAGUCCUUUUGUCCCUGGGAGAGACACAGGAUCUACUAUCCUCAUCCAGCAGACGCCAGAGGUCAUCAGGAUCCAGCCGGAGAAGAAACCCGUCUCUCCUCCUCCUCCUCCAAUCCCUCGUUCCCCCUCUCCUCCUCCACCUGCCCCCCCUCCUCCCACCGUUAACAUUCCACGCUUUUAUUUUCCCACGGGUCUCCCAAACCUCACUGUUAAUAUCGACGAGGCCAUUGGGAAAGUCGAGGCGGCCUUCACCAAGCUGCAGGAGGAAAAAGCAGACAUCUACGAGAUGGCCAAGAUCGCCAAGGCAUGCGGGUGUCCGCUGUACUGGAAGGCCCCGAUGUUUAACUGUGCAGGAGGAGAGAGGACUGGCUUCGUCUCCGUCCAUUCGUUUAUCGCCACAUGGCGAAAGUUGUUACACAGCUGCUACGAUGAUGCGUCCAAGUUUGUUUACUUGCUGGCCAAGCCGGGCUUCACGUACCUGGAGCAGGAUGACUUUAUCCCCCUCCUACAGGACAUCGUGGACACUCAUCCUGGUCUGACAUUUUUAAAAGAUGCUCCCGAAUUCCAUUCCCGCUACAUCACCACCGUGAUCCAGAGGAUAUUUUACACAGUGAACCGUUCGUGGACAGGCAGGAUCACCAUGACUGAGCUCAGGAGAAGCAACUUCCUGCAGACCCUGGCCCUGUUGGAGGAGGAGGACGAUAUUAAUCAGAUCACAGAUUAUUUCUCUUAUGAACAUUUUUAUGUCAUUUAUUGUAAGUUCUGGGAGCUCGAUACCGACCACGAUCUCUUCAUCGACCCCAAAGAUCUCUCUCGCUACAACGACCACGCUUCAUCCAGCAGGAUCAUCGAAAGGCUUUUCUCAGGAGCUGUUACUCGGGGAAUCUCUGUCCAGAGAGAAGGGCGUAUGAGUUAUGCUGAGUUUGUGUGGUUCCUCAUCUCAGAAGAGGACAAGAAGAACCAGACGAGUAUAGAGUACUGGUUCCGCUGUAUGGAUCUAGAUGGCGACGGCGUCCUCUCUAUGUAUGAGCUGGAAUUUUUCUAUGAGGAACAGUGUGAGCGGAUGGAGGGGAUGGGAAUAGAACCUCUUCCCUUCCAAGAUCUACUGUGCCAGAUGCUUGACCUCGUCAAACCAGAGAGCUACGGUAAGAUCACGCUGCGUGAUCUGAAGCGCUGCAGGAUGGCCCACAUCUUCUUCGACACGUUCUUCAACCUGGAUAAAUACCUGGACCACGAGCAAAGAGAUCCGUUCUCUGUACAGAAGGAUGUGGACAGUGAGGGUCCAGAGCCCUCAGACUGGGAUAAGUACGCAUCAGAGGAGUACGAAAUCCUGGUAGCAGAGGAGACUGUCAGUGACCAGCUACAUGAUGGGUCUUUUGAGGACGACUAUGAGUGUGAGGAGCUUCCCGUUACAUCCGACAUCGGAAGCAAAAUAGACAAACUGGUAAUCUCUGAUCUCUCUCCGUAAGGGACAUGAAGACGGAACACACACUCUUCUACAGCGCAGAAAAAGACUCUGUGUGUGUGUGUGUGUGUGUGUGUGUGUGUGUGUGUGUGUGUGUGUGUGUGUGUGUGUGUGCGUGAGAGAGAUUGUAAACUUCCACCAAGGCUUCAGUACGUUCAGUGUCUUAACCAUUUCACAAACAAACUCCGUCCGGCUGUUCCAUCACUCAGUGUGUUAUAUAUAAAUAAACAUAAAAAAAUAAA